Messenger RNA from Alternaria arborescens, 1815 nucleotides. RefSeq lists its product as hypothetical. The transcript is spliced from 2 exons. NCBI's taxonomy places the organism in Eukaryota, Fungi, Ascomycota, Dothideomycetes, Pleosporales, Pleosporaceae. The record is from RefSeq and is a predicted model, not a curated record. The coding region runs from base 1 to 1815 and encodes 604 amino acids. Gene Ontology annotation, molecular function: transferase activity, transferring phosphorus-containing groups. Gene Ontology annotation, biological process: phosphorelay signal transduction system; phosphorylation.
AUGGACUACGCCAAAAUUAGCGAUGCUAAGAAAAGCGUGUCCUCCAAAAGACUGAAAAAUGCGAACACGAUACGACUAUCUUCGAAGCCAUUGAAGAACCGACGAAGAAAAGAUCCCGCAUUUGAUCUUACCAUCGCAACCGAAGAAGUAGUGGAAGCUGUCUUUUCUGGAUCCUCAUAUACCCCGGUCACCUCAAAAGUCGUGGAAGCGCCUUCAUCGCCUACGGACGAAUACGCAAUCCCGUUUCCGCAACGCAAAGCACGGUUUAUCAUUCUAGAUAUGGCUUACGAUGAUGACUGGGUCUUUUCGUUUCCGAUUGGGUCUUGGAGAAGAAUAGUAAUGAACUUAUUCGGCAAUGCCAUUAAGUAUACCGACACUGGAUACAUUCAUGUUUCUUUGCGUUCGAGCAAACUAACAGAGAACACAAACGCCCCCACUGCGAUCACACUCACCAUCACGGAUACCGGCUCAGGUAUGAGCCCUGGGUUUCUUGCAAAUCGGAUAUUCCAUCCGUUCUCCCAGGAAGAUUCCCACGCGCCGGGUACAGGCUUGGGCUUGAGCAUAGUCCGACAGAUCAUCGACACCAACGGUGGCAAGGUUGAGGUCAGCAGUGACCCCCAAGUCGGCACCAAACUCAUCGUCAAACUGGCCCUUACCAGACCCGAAGCUCCUGUCUCGUUGACAGCGGAAAGAGCGCAAUACCUGUCUCACCUACCGAGGCUAAAGGGCCGGAGAAUAUGCAUCCUUCGCAAGAAAAUAGCGGGACCAAGCGAGAAUACUAGCGUCUCAAAAACGGACGAAGGCCUUCUUCGCUUCACCAAUGCGCUAGCCUAUACCCUGGAGACACAGCUCAAGAUGCAAGUUGUGAAGACAACCGAGUGGGAAGGCCACCAUGCAGAUAUCGUCAUCUGCCCUGAACUGUCCUUUGAUUAUCUCGCUACGAUUCGGAAACAAAGAGCUCAUGGUCAACGCGCCCCAGUAACCGUCUUCGUCGGGAUGGAUGCACUCGAGGCUGCUACCCUCCGUUCUGAUGUCCGUGUGACAAAUCGGGAAUCUGUCGUUGAAAUUAUCACCCAACCUUGUGGCCCUUACAAGCUGGCCUAUGUUCUCAAUCGAUGUCUGGACCGCUUUGAUCAUCCAGCCGAAAACUUGCAGUACACUGCCCCAACUAGCCAGUUACUACAGCCAUUGUCGCAAGAGAUUAAGCAGCAUACCUAUCCCUCCUCACCGACCAACUCACUGCAAAGCACCCUUGAGUCUUUGAAUUCGGACGCGUCUGGACCAGUCGCUUCAUCUACAGCCGGAUCCACCACUGCGCAGCCUUCGGUUACGUCGCCUACCGAAGAAGAGGAUCCUGUAAUAUCGCAUACGCUCAUUGUCGACGACAAUUUGUUGAACCGAAGGCUUCUCAUAGCAUACAUGAAGAAGAACGGACUUCAAUUCGAAGAAGCAUCAAAUGGGCAGGAAGCUUUGGACAAGUAUCGGGAAGGGUCGCGAAAAUUUGAUGUCAUACUGAUGGAUAUGUCCAUGCCAGUCAUGGACGGCAUGAGCGCCACACGUGCCAUUCGCGAAUACGAACGAGAUAAUAACAUGCCAAGGUGUUCUAUCGUUGCGCUUACUGGCUUAGUGUCAUCAAGUGCUAAGCUAGAAGCAUGGAGUUCAGGGAUUGACCAUUUCAUGACGAAGCCGGUCAACUUCAAGGCGCUUGGAGAGCUUCUCAAAAACGAUGAGACACGGAGGCAUACGAGAAUGAGAAGUACAGGAAUUAUACGGGAUGCUGCUAAUAUAACCUCUGAAGACGGCCAAGCGACAUGA